Molecule: messenger RNA, 1961 nt
Organism: Microtus ochrogaster (prairie vole)
Lineage: Eukaryota; Metazoa; Chordata; Mammalia; Rodentia; Cricetidae
Source: RefSeq, a predicted model, not a curated record
CGCUUGCCCCGCCCUCGGCACUCCCAGGGCCCCGCCUCCGAGGAUCUCCCUCCCACUCCCACACCGCUUUAUAAAAUGGGGCGUUGGGUGCAACCGGGAAAAGCUGAUCGACUGGGAGCUAGCUCCAGGCCCUCUUCUGCAAAGCAGCAAGUCUAAGCCUAAGCCGACUCUCCCAGAAUUCCAGCUACUGGGUCUCGAACCCCUGAGUUCAGAAGUCCUAGCAUCGCCGCACCCAAGGUCACCCCCGGGAAUCAUGCGCUGUGCUCCAACCGCAAGCGCAGCCCUGGUGCUGUGCGCAGCUACCGCGGGGCUGUUGAGCGUGCAGGGUCGCCCUGCACAGCCAGAACCGCCGCGCUUCGCGUCCUGGGAUGAGAUGAACUUGCUGGCUCACGGGCUGCUGCAACUCGGGCACGGACUGCGCGAACACGUGGAGCGCACCCGUGGGCAGCUAGGCGCACUGGAACGCCGCAUGGCUGCGUGCGGUAACGCUUGUCAGGAACCCCAGGGGAAAGAUGCACCUUCUAAAGACCCUGAGGGUAGAGUCCCUGGCAGCGAGGCGGCUCCUGAGACUCUGCAGAGUUUGCAGACACAGCUCAAGGCUCAGAACAGCAAGAUCCAGCAGCUGUUCCAGAAGGUGGCCCAGCAGCAGAAACACCUAGCAAAGCAGAAUCUGAGAAUACAAAAUCUUCAGAGUCAGAUUGACCUCCUGGCCCCCACACACCUAGACAAUGUGGUGGCCAAGACUUCAAGAGGAAAGAGGCUUCCCAAGAUGGCCCAGCUCAUCGGCCUGACUCCCAAUGCCACCAGAUUGCACAAACCUCCCCGGGACUGCCAGGAACUCUUCCAAGAAGGGGAGCGGCACAGUGGACUUUUCCAGAUCCAGCCUCAGGGAUCCCCGCCGUUUUUGGUCAACUGUGAGAUGACUUCAGAUGGAGGCUGGACAGUGAUUCAGAGACGCCUAAAUGGCUCUGUGGACUUCAAUCAGCCCUGGGAAGCCUACAAGGAUGGCUUCGGAGAUCCCCAAGGCGAGUUCUGGCUGGGCCUGGAGAAGAUGCACAGCAUCACAGGGGACCGAGGCAGCCAGAUGGCUGUGCAGCUCCAGGACUGGGAUGGCAAUGCCAAAUUGCUCCAGUUUCCCAUCCACUUGGGGGGCGAGGACACAGCCUACAGCCUGCAGCUCACAGAGCCCACAGCCAGUGAGCUGGGUGCCACCAAUGUCUCCCCCAAUGGCCUUUCCUUGCCCUUCUCUACCUGGGACCAAGAUCACGACCUGCGAGGGGACCUCAACUGUGCCAAGAGCCUCUCUGGUGGCUGGUGGUUUGGCACCUGCAGCCACUCCAAUCUCAAUGGACAGUACUUCCACUCCAUCCCACGGCAACGGCAGCAGCGCAAAAAGGGGAUCUUCUGGAAAACGUGGAAGGGCCGCUACUACCCACUUCAGGCUACCACCCUGCUGAUCCAGCCCAUGGAGGCCACAGCAGCUUCCUAGCCUCCUCAUUGGAGCCUGGUCCCACACCUAAGAGGACAGUGACUUUGCUUGUGGCCCUAAGAUAUGGCCACUCUCUGUUGGGGACAGGAGCUCCCAGUGGGGCUACCUGGAAUCAGAGAAGAGGCCCAUGACUGGAGAGACUGGAGGACCCCUUUUCCGUGUUGGGGGUCUGCACGUAUUGUCUGAAACAGAGCAACAAGAAACAAAUGGCCCAGACCCAGGGAGCAUGGGCUCAAGGGGCAUUGAGACUCACUUCUUGCCUGCCAGAGAAGUCGGGGAUGCGGAGGGACCACGCGGGUCCAACUAGCUGGGCCCUUAAGUGGCAGACUCAGUCAUAUUGACUGUCCGGGAGACAGGGUUCCCAGGAGCCCUGGAUUUGAUACUCAUGGUGCUGCUGUGGGUGCUGUGGAUGAAUGGGUGCCAACUGUGGUUUCUGGGCACAGCUCACAGCAUUCUUGGAAUAAAAACAACC